Messenger RNA from Dichomitus squalens LYAD-421 SS1, 1802 nucleotides. RefSeq lists its product as uncharacterized. The record is from RefSeq and is a predicted model, not a curated record. Bases 459 to 1565 code for a protein of 368 amino acids. The transcript has 6 exons. NCBI's taxonomy places the organism in Eukaryota, Fungi, Basidiomycota, Agaricomycetes, Polyporales, Polyporaceae.
CGUCCAUCAUCUCGAGCACAAUGACAACAAGCAGAACGCUCACCCCGCCUGCCUGCAUGCUAUGGACUCCCGAAGUGGGGGGCAUACAGCUUGUCAGGCCUCUCCAACUUCAAGCAAUCAACGAGCGAAAAGAUCAGGAUUGCCCAAGUUCAGUAUCAUGACAGUCGGCACCUUUCUUUGGCAGUAAGUCAGUUCAGGAUCCCUCGAGGCCGAUACCAAGGAGUCUGGUGUCGUUAUUUGUAAGCGGAGACGACUCCCUUCCUAACCUCGUGUCGAGUCUUCGAUGUGAUUUUGUGAUGGAUUUGACUAAUCUAUAGAAAAUCUUAUGCUUUCCGGAAUCACCGGAUCGCACACGAAAGCAAAGCGUUCUCACAGGGGUAGGGACGAUCAUAAAGCAUAGAGACGUAAGUAGUCGAUCGUGGAAGCCGCCCUUGUUGUCUUGAUACACUCUGUCGAUCAUGACCGAGCGCACUCUACGGCUCGGAAUCCUCCAAGACUCCGGUGCGCCCGAAGGAAGCACCGACUACACGACGAUCGUCCUCUUGCACGGGCUUCUAUGGCAUAGCACCGUAUUCGCGAAAUUGGUCCCUAUCGCUGGCCGAUUCAACGCCCGCGUCAUACUGGUGAACAGACAAGACUAUCCGGGUGCCGAGCCGUUCACCCUCGAAGAGCGAGCCGAGCUCUCGAAGGCGGUCGAAGAGCUAAAGAAGAAUCCCCUUUCCGCAAGGGACAGACUGGAUGCGCACAUGAAGAGGCAAGCACGCGAAAUCUACGAUCUACUCAUCCACCUCGUGGCCGAACACCACAUUCCUCCAGCGAAUUUCGAGGCGAACACAGGCGGGAUCAUCAUCGGAGGAUGGUCGUUUGGGGCGGCUUGGAUGACGGCGCUGCUAGCAAACGCUGCGUCCUUCCCUGUUCGCGACAUCAAACUGGGCCGAUAUAUGCGGAGGGUGAUCAUAUAUGACACCGCCGACUUCGUGAUCGGCUUUCAAACCCUCCCGGACGCUUACUUCCCUUUGAACGACGGGACGCUCCCGGCUGAGCAAUACGCACAGCUCAUGGCCAAAUGGAUCACCGCAUACUUUCCGCACGGAGACAGUCCCGAACAGUACGAGUACAAAACCUACCUCACUUCUCCGCCUCCUACGUUCACCGUGAUGACGGAGGAGGAACGACAGUCCACCAAGCAUGAUGCGCCAGGCGACUCAAAGUCAGGAUCCGAUUAUCUUCUCAUGAUCGCUGCGAGACAAAGCGGACUGUUCGACACCCUCCGCAAGAAUGCCUUGCGCCUCCCCCCUCCGAACGCGUCCCUGGUAGGCGACGCAUGGAAAGAUGUCGAAGUCCGCAACCUCUUGUGUGACCGCUCGUUGUGGUUCAUACUUUGGGCCGACGUCAACUUGCGUAGAGAAGUCGCAGACGAGAGGAAGGCCGGGAUACCCUUGCGUCCCGUGACGUUCACGCGGGUACGAGGCGCGAAUCACUUUGUCCAUUGGGACGAACCUGAGCGCGCAAUGCAUGCUAUCCUCGAUGCUGUUCCUGCUGGCAGCGAUGAUCUCGAGGUGUAGUUGUGACACACCUGAGCUUUUUGUAACGCAACGUUUCAGUGAAGUGAAUACUACCUUCUGAAAGCCAACUGGGCAAUGCAAGGGUCGCAUUAAGCAUGCAGAUAGACGAUAUGUUAGCAAUCGCCUGACCCUCGCCGAAAUCUCUGGGAACGAGACCCCUUGAAAACGAAUAACUACACGUCCCGUUGAAUGGCAACUCUGAAGCUCUAGGAACGGCUUUCUCGACGCAUACAGCCA